AUGUUUGAAACACCCAGGUAAGUCAUUUGAAAAAUUCAUUUUAGAAAUGUCUAUUGAAAAGUUUCUGGAGAGAAAAAUCCAGACUACCUUUUUAGAUCUUCCAAGUCUUCUUUUUGCUGACUUUCUGCUUUCAUUUUCGCUUAUUUUAAUUAAAAAAUGCCCCAAAAAAGCUACAAAAUGAAAUUUUUUGGCAUCACGAUUAUUUUAAAUGUAUAAUGGCUAGAGGCGGAGUUCACACUAAUUUUUUCUUUCAGCAUUUCCGCAAAAUAUCCCUGGAUCGCCCGGGCACGAUGCACUAUCCUUCUCGAGCUCCUUCUCUCCCUAAUUUUCGACAUCGCAAUGAUCGAAUCAGUGAUUCGGGGUCAAUUGAUGAACCUCCUACUAGUGAUUAUCCUCUCACUCAACGUCUUCGCCUCAGUCAGGUGAAUUUCAAUUCUUUUCUGUAUGAGAACUCACAAGGCAGGCGAAAAAACGACGGAGACUUGGAUCUUUUUGAUAAUCGGCAGAGUUCUAAGUACUCUAAAAUCUAUCUGAACAACUUCUUCCUCCAUUUUUCCCUUCUAAUAGACUUGUGGAGCUUUCAGGACACCCUAGUCUCCACCUUAAAGUGUGAUAUUCAACUUUAAGCAACAAAAAAACUUUUUUUAUUGGAAUCAGAGUACUCCAAAGUCGAUUACAUCAAACUUUUAACAAGCUUUGAAACUUUAUCCAAUUUUUCUUCUUACAAGAAAGGUCGUCUGAGAACUUUUGAAAAUUUGGUCAGAAUACUCCUUGAUGAAAUUCCUGGAAACCUUAACCUUCCAGUUUCGAAAAAAAUAAGAGCUCCAAGUUUGGAAACGGCUAAUUUUAUAUCCUAUUUUUUGAGCCCUGGUUCUCGGAAACAAAGUUUUGAGCCGUUUUAGACUUUUAAGAUACCAAACUGCCAUUACAAAGGAUAUUCUGAGCAAUUUUCAAGGAUUUCCAAACCAAAAGCUAAGAUGACCUUCCUAGUAAGUACUCUAAUUUCAAUUUAUGCUUUUUUAAAAUUGUUUUUCAGUCCAGUCCUUAUUCUCAAAGCAUCCGUUUCACUGUCUCGCUAGUUUCUAUCGAAAUAAGGUACAAGAAAUAUUUUUUUUCAGGCUUCUGAUGAAAUUGCGCGGCGCCAACUGUGCCUCCUCCAUAACAGCCUACGUCGCCUGGAAAGCCUUCCAGGAAAUAAUCAUGGUGCCCGUGCUCGUAGUUUUCACAUUCUUCGUCGUAGACGUAAAUGAGAUUUUUCAACAAGGAAUAACAAAAUACUUUCAGAAGUACAUAAAAUCAUGGAUGAGCAGUGAAAAAGCCGUGCAGGUUCUCGUGGUUGCCUGGCUCUACGCAUGCUAUUCACUAUUUAUUAUUCUUGAUCUUGGUGAGUUACCUUCAUUCAUUUUCUGAACUUUCUUUAGUAUGUAUUGCAAACAUGACUAGGUACUCAGAUUUCUCUUUUUUUAAUAUUAGAAAGUUCUUUAAAAAAAGUAGAAGUUGAGUUGAAAGUCUCAAAACUAGGGCAUAUUUUUGGAUGACAAUCUCCUCAAUCUUUCUUCAGUUAGUCCUAUAGAACCAGAUUGAACUUUUACAAGUUCUUCUGGUGUAGUUAAAACUCAAAAUAUUACAACUAUAAUUCCAGGAAGCUUGGCUCGAGCCCUGUGGAAACGAAAAGAGAAAGAGAGACGGCAGGCCGAAACGAUUUCUUGCAUUUCCGACGCUUAUGAAGAACUAUCCGGUCGGAGAGAGAUCUCGGCUUACUCCCAAAUGAGGACAUCCCAGGAAGACGGCUUCGAUCCAGAACCACUCAUAAGUCCGAUAGAGCAGAGUUCGAAGAAGAAAAAGAGCAAAAAACGUAACUUUUCCAACAGCUACAGCAACAGCUUGGAAAUGAAAGGAUUGGAGGCUUGA
Caenorhabditis auriculariae is the source of this 1911-nucleotide messenger RNA. NCBI's taxonomy places the organism in Eukaryota, Metazoa, Nematoda, Chromadorea, Rhabditida, Rhabditidae. The record is from the annotation of a GenBank genome assembly.